UAGAGACAGAGGGGGAAGGGGAGGCUGGCGCACUGAGGGAUGGAUUGGAUGGAGCAGAGGAAUAAAAGCUCAUGUGUGGCAGUCAGCUGAAGACUGGCAGGAAUACAGACAGAAAGAAGAGAGGGAGAGAGAGAGAGAGUGGAGGGCACACUGGUGUUACUGGUGUUACUGGUGUUACUGGUGUUACUGGUGACGGCUUUCAGGGAGCGAGCAGAAGCCUCAGCAAGCUGUGUUUGUGAUUUUUCACCUUGGCCGUGCGUGAGGAACAGAAGGACUCCCGUGGAGGGAAAUCGCCAUCGAGCUUUGUUUUCCCUCCCUCCCUGUUCUCCUCCCUUUCUGCGCCCUCCUGCCUCCUCUGAAUGAUUGAAGCCAUGCCCGUCGUGUCUGCAAGCACAGGCCUGCAUGAGACUCUGGCCCUGCUCACCUCUCAGCUCCACCCUGAUGCAAACCAUAAAGAGGACCUGGUCUUCCUCAAAGAUGUGUUCAGUGAGAAGAGCCUUGGUUACCUCAUGAAGAUCCAUGACAAACUGAGGCAGUAUGAGAAACACAGUCCGACCCCAGUUCUGCACAGCGCCUCCUGUCUGGCAGCGGAUCUGGCAGAAGAGCUUCAGAACGGAGCGCUGGAGGACGAUGAGAGAGAACUGCUUCUCCUGCUGAGUACCCCUCACCUCAAGGCAGUGCUGUCAGCCCACGACACAGUGGCCCAAAAGAACUUUGACCCGGUGCUGCCGCCGCUGCCGGAAGAUCUGGACGAUGACCUGGAGGAGGAGUCGGUCAAGAUCGUUCGCCUGGUGAAGAACAAGGAGCCCCUGGGAGCGACUAUCCGGAGGGACGAGGCGACGGGAGCUGUAAUCGUGGCCAGAAUCAUGAGAGGAGGAGCAGCCGACCGCAGCGGGCUGGUGCAUGUUGGCGACGAGCUUCGAGAGGUCAACGGAAACCUGAUAACUCACAAAAGGCCGGAUGAAAUUAGUCAGAUCCUGUCCCAGUCACAGGGCUCCAUCACGCUGAAAAUUAUUCCAGCCGUUGCAGAAGAAGACAAGCUGAAGGAGAGCAGGGUUUACCUCCGGGCUUUGUUUGACUACACACCCUAUGAGGACAAGGCCACGCCGUGCCAAGAGGCAGGACUUCCCUUCAAAAGGGGGGACAUCCUUCAGGUUGUGAGCCAGGAGGACGCCACCUGGUGGCAGGCCAAGAGGGUGGGCGACUGCAACCUGCGCGCCGCCCUCGUCCCUUCCACACAGUUCCAGGAGAGGCGCCUGAGAUACAGGAUGAAAAUGGGCUCUUUUCCCACCCCCGUGUCCCCCAAAGCUCCUACAUAUGAUCGUGCUGAGAGAGAAGACUGUGACAGCGAGGGCGCUCUGAACGGAAAGGACGUAGUUUCUCCCAAGAGUAAGGCAGCCCCUGCCUUCUGUGGCCAUGCUUUCUCAUGGGAUUUUUACUCAGCUGGCCUGCGCAGGAGUUUCCGCCUCAGGAAAGAUCGGCAGGGGUCGCCUGGAGAGCCUCAAACUCCUGACGCCAAUCACACAGAGUUCCUGAUUUACGAAGAAGUAACACAAUAUCUGCCCCGGCCUGGUGAAAGGCCUCGACUUAUAGUACUGAUAGGUUCCCUUGGAGCUCGGAUCACUGAGCUCAAACAGAAGGUGAUCGCUGAAAACCCUCGACUUUACGGUUUGGCUGUGCCUCACACGACUCGAGCCAGGAAGUGUCACGAGAGAGAAGGAGUCGAGUACCACUUCAUCACUAAAGCAGCUUUCGAGGCCGACAUCCAAAAUGGAAAAUUCAUUGAAUACGGGGAGUAUAAAGAUAAUCUGUAUGGCACCAGUUUGGAGUCCAUUCACAGAAUUUUGGAUCAAAACAAAGUCUGCCUGGUGGAUGUGCAACCAGAGGUCCUGAAGACUCUGCGCACUGCCGAGUUCAAACCGUACAUCAUCUUUGUAAGACCUCGGAUUAACGAUCAAGAUCAAAGGAAACCACUUGGCUCCUCUUCCUCGCUUAGCUUAGGAAUCACAGAGGACGACCUACAGGAAAUGAAACAGUCUUCUGAGCGGAUGGACGAGUGCUACGGCCAUUGGGUGGACUACGUCUUGACGAAGGAAGACCCAGCCAGUGCCUUAGCUGAGCUCCAGGUCGUACUGGAGAGAAUGCAGACGGAGCCUCAGUGGGUGCCCGUGUCCUGGUUGAGGAGCUAACAUGCCUAACGGAGCUCGACUGUUUCAAAGUUGGAGGACUGAUCCAGCGUUUACUGCCGUCCUAACCAUUCCACAAAUACAGGCUUGUGAAAAUUGGCUAAGUCAGUAUCAUAAAACAUCUGCAAGGACUGAAAGCUGUUCCUUUCCCCAUCAGUCUGAACUUUAGGUUCUUCAGUGUACAAAGGCAGUAUAACAGCUCUGAUGGGCAUGUAUACAUGCAUGUAGGACAGCGUUCCUAAAGCAAGCCGUAGUUAAAGAUCUGCACCCCGUAUGAUCAGUUACGUGAGAUGUUUACUGUAAUAGCAGCUAAAAUGUUUAGUGCCAUAUCCAGCAUCCAUAACUGUGAAGAUCUGCUCACGCUGGAGAUGUACUUAUGUUACCGUUACCUGAAAGUCUGAAUUAAAUCAGAAAAACAA
This is a messenger RNA of Larimichthys crocea (large yellow croaker), 2605 nucleotides long. Its product is annotated as MAGUK p55 subfamily member 3. Bases 360 to 2189 code for a protein of 609 amino acids. The transcript is spliced from 20 exons. Lineage: Eukaryota; Metazoa; Chordata; Actinopteri; Sciaenidae. The record is from RefSeq and is a predicted model, not a curated record. Gene Ontology annotation, molecular function: protein binding.